AUGGCUCUAUUCCAGUGCAGUAGAGUUGGGUUUUUCGCUCAUCUUCCUCUGGAUAAUAUACAGAUUUGUGACACGAAAGAAGAGCAAGAGCAACAAGGGAAAGUUGGGAUUGCCACCAGGGCCACUGUUAGGCAAUCUCCAUCUUCUAGGAAGCCUCCGCCACAAGAUAUGCUAAAUGCUGGAACAGAGACAUCUUCCACAAUUGUAGAAUGGGCAAUGACUGAGCUGCUGAGAAACCCUAAAGUAAUGGCAAGGGCCCAACAAGAGAUUGAAUUAGUUGUUGGGAGAGAUCGCAUCGUAAGGGAGAGUGAUCUUGUAAACUUAGAUUACUUGCAAUGUGUGGUGAAGGAAACACUUCGAUUACAUCCACCAGUGCCCUUGCUCUUGCUACACGAGUCCACCCAGGGUUGCAAUGUGGGAGGAUAUUACGUUCCACCAAAGACAAGGUUGUUCGUGAAUGCCUAG
Cryptomeria japonica (Japanese cedar) is the source of this 465-nucleotide messenger RNA. RefSeq names its product cytochrome P450 71AU50-like. NCBI's taxonomy places the organism in Eukaryota, Viridiplantae, Streptophyta, Pinopsida, Cupressales, Cupressaceae. Gene Ontology annotation, molecular function: heme binding; monooxygenase activity; oxidoreductase activity, acting on paired donors, with incorporation or reduction of molecular oxygen. The coding region runs from base 1 to 465 and encodes 154 amino acids. The record is from RefSeq and is a predicted model, not a curated record. The transcript has 2 exons.